Messenger RNA from Sabethes cyaneus, 6025 nucleotides. It is a transcript of the gene Usp30, whose product is annotated as ubiquitin carboxyl-terminal hydrolase 30 homolog. Lineage: Eukaryota; Metazoa; Arthropoda; Insecta; Diptera; Culicidae. Gene Ontology annotation, cellular component: nucleus; cytosol. Gene Ontology annotation, molecular function: cysteine-type endopeptidase activity; cysteine-type deubiquitinase activity. The record is from RefSeq and is a predicted model, not a curated record. The transcript has 3 exons. Gene Ontology annotation, biological process: protein deubiquitination. Bases 92 to 1747 code for a protein of 551 amino acids.
UCGUGCUUUUUAUUUUUCAAAAUAGCAAUCUAAUUAUUAACUAAGUUAAGUGUUUCCUGCGCGGAAUGUUCUUAAAGUUUCUGUUGUAACAAUGGAAGGUGAUAAACUGCUAAUGGCAGCGGGUGUAACCGCUGCUGUUGUCGUUGGUGCCUUUGUGUUUUGGGGCCCCUCUGGUUCGUCAAGAUUGCGUCAGAGGCGAGGCCAGAUUGCUGGGUUGCAUAAUUUUGGAAAGACCUGUUUCCUCAACACUUUGCUGCAAGCUUUAGCAGCAUGUCCCCAAUUUAUAGCCUGGCUUCAGCUGCACAAUACCAAAGAUAAGAAAAGCCUAGUCAGCUCGCUGCAGAACGUGCUGGAGGUGGUAAACGGGACGCAUCCUACCCUUCGUGGUGACCCGUACUCUCCGGGGGCGGUAAUCAGGGCCCUUCACUCGUUGGGCUGGGUUAUUCCGCCGGAUGAGCACGAUACCCACGAACUUCUUCAUGUGCUGUUGAAUUCCUUGGAGGAGGAGGUGACUAAGCCGAAGAAGAUUGGAUGCCUUUCGGACGCCCUUGGUGAGUUGGAACUACAAUCAAUUAUGCCUCCAGCUCGGCCAUCAAGCGCAAUGCUUUCGGACUUUGCCAAUGCUGAAUACGAUGAAUCCACCAAUUUAACGCGGUAUACGCGUUCUGAGGCACAUACUCCGGACUCUCCUCAUUCAACCUGUACGGAAACUGAGGAUUCCAUGGCCGUACAGGAUGGAUCACUGAUGGAUUGCGCGGGUUCGCCACCAUCGAUUAUUUCUACUUUUUCUGGACGUCCUAGUCGGCCGAAAUCGAUCCUAGCCACCGAGAUGACUGGAAAUGGUACGCUAAAUAAAAGAUCUUCAGGAUCGUGCAGAUCACUAGAACGAUUGACACGGGGACCAGGGCGUGUCUCUGUUUGGGGUGACAGACAACAGAUUCAAGUGCCCCACCCCUUUCGAGGAGGUCUCAGCAGCCAACUUUGUUGUUCCGGGUGUGGCUAUAAGUCCGUUGUUCGAUACGACAAAUUUGAUAGUAUUACUCUGUCACUUCCGGAAAUUAAAAAUCCCGGAAUUUCGAUUGGUAAUUUGCUGACGGAGUUUAUACAGCCGGAAACAUUAAAUGGAGUCCAGUGCGAGUCGUGCAAUGAAACUACUACGCACACAAAAACGCUCACUUUCAGUAAAUUACCGUCGUGUCUGUGUGUUCACAUUGCACGUACAACGUGGCUUCCGAGUGGACAUGCCUACAAGCGGCAGGAUUUCGUUCAUUUUCCGGAGACCCUUUCUAUGGCUCCGUACAGCUUCGUGCAGCCCAGUUUGAACAGCGCAAUGAGCACUCCGUGGGGAUCGACGAUGUCUCUUUACUCCGCUAGCCUGGGGGCGGCUGCCUACGAGGCAUCGGUGGUCGGUGGAGGAACCGAGCAGUCUACGCCGGUAGGUUCGGUAGGAAGUGCGUUCAACUUCGGAUCGUACACAUUCGGUGCAAUGUUUCCGAAAAACCUGUACCGUUUGCUAGCGGUAAUCGUGCAUUCUGGGGAAGCCAACAGUGGACAUUUCGUAACUUACAGGCGCGGUGCAUUGCGAAACUCUCACAAGUGGUACUAUACAUCGGAUACCGUUGUAAAAGAGGUUACUAUUGAGGAAGUGCUAAGCAGUUCGGCUUACAUGAUAUUUUACGAUCGUGGACCGUCGUCCAAGUAUAACCAGUCGGCCGGCGGAAGUGGACCACCCGGAAGCGGACAAUGAAAAGCUUGCGCAAUGACAUCCAACCAAGAGCAAUCGGCGAUCAUCAAAAGUCGGGCCAGUGGACUCGCGGGUUAAAUUCUGUUUGGAUUUGUAGUAAGUAGUGCUGUUGAAAAUUGUUGACUUCUCGCCAAUUAACCACCACCACUGAAGAUCUAUCUAGUCCUUAGAUUUCGGAGCCGAUUUCUGCGAAUUACUGAUAUACCUACCGUUCUAGCAAUAGGUCUAAAUGAGUACUGAUUUUCUUACUACUCAACUGUUUAACUGCAGCGUAAGGGAAGCGGAAGAUAUUUCAAUUUGAUAUUGUUUAUAAUUUUUAUUUAAUUAGGAUAAUUAUUCAAUUAUAAGACCGGUAAGUAAUCUAGUGUUACUUCUACCUCGUAAUUCUAAUUUUUUAAAGACAUGUAGCGAACUAUUUUUCAACUGGCUACUGUUAAAUUGCAGAUUGUUUUAAUUUAUCAUUUUGUUAACAAAAAACUACAUAAAUGCUUACUGUGAACAUUGCAAAAUUGGAUAAACCGGAAAAUUACGAUAUUCUCACAAAUUAUUUUUUAUAAAAUGGGUCACAGUUCCAGGAUUUUAUGAAAUUUUGUACGGGAGCAUAGCCAAUGGACUUAUAAAUGAGAGUAGUCUUUAAAAAAAAUUUCACAUUUCCCAAAGUUUUCCAAUUUGUUUGGUCAUCUGGUCAUUACUCAAAAAAAUCAUAUAUCAGGAACCAGAAAAAAUCGUAAUUUUCAUAAACAAAUUUUCUCGGCAAUCAGAGAAAAAUAUAUCAGCAAACAAUUUUUUUUUCAAAAUUUUCCACAGUGCAGUGGUGGAAAACUGCAAAGAAUGUUUUUUUUCGCCGAUCUUCGAAAUUGCAACAGUAAAAAUUUCACGAUAGGUACUGUUUUUAUUUGUUUUUCCGACCAAAAAACUAACGAUUAACAAUAUUGUAUAACAUUUCGGCGAACGUCACGUCGCGGAAAACGUUCCAGCGUAAACAACUUUAAUUACAAUUUAAAGUCAUAACAUUCUGCCGCUCUCUUGAAAAACCAACGGUUGUACCGUAGACCGUACAUGCCGUGAUUUGUCAAGUAAUAGAAAUCCCUAACUUCACAGAGUUCUUAGUUGUAUCUGUAGUCGAAUAUUGUUGAGCAAUGCUGGGCAUUGCUCUGUUCUGACUGUUCUAACAUUGAAUCCGACACCGGAUUACUGUCCAAAUUUAUAAGUUGGCAACGACUUUCGUAGUAGCAGUGUAACCGACAACCCAGCCGCGGAAGAGGUUGGUUUCUACAUUGAAGAGCAAAACGUACAAAUUUCCGUUGAUACAGCAUCGAUACGAAGCUUCUGGAGAUGUGGAUUCCAAAUUUGAACGCACCAGUGAGCGGUAUGAAGACCUAAGCCAAUAGAUGCCCAAGUAACAACGGUAGCUGAAUUGCAAGAGCAAUUGCUGUUUACAGGUUGGUUUAAGGCGAUCCAAGUUGCAUAAAGUAAGCAGUUGAAUGGUGUUUGAACAAGUGAUGUUUAAGCUACUUUGAGCUCUCUCCAAAAAGCUGAUGAACAAGCUUGAUAGAGAAUUUUUCUGCUAAUUAAUCCGUUCCUAAACAUCCACAGACAUUAAACUGUUUUGGGGUUGCUUAGAGGUGUGAAAAUGGCUUUACAAACUAUUAUCAAACAUUUAUUCGGCUCACAGCACAUAUACUGCCAGAUCAUAGAAUUUCACAAUUCCUACAAGUACCUACAAACGAUAACAGCGAGCCGGCUCCCGAUCUCGAAGAGAUCCGGCGAGAAAUCGUCAGCUGUAGAAUAAUAGAGCCGCCGGACAGGACCGGCUCCCGGCAGAGCUCCGCAAAAAAUGGCCAAGUACCGCCAGCAACGGAACUUCAUUGGAUAAUUUCUAGAAUUUGGGAGGAGGAGAAACUACCGGAGGAGUGGAUGGAAGGUGUAGUCUGUCCCAUCUACAAAGAGGGCGACCGGCUAAUUUGCUGUAAUUAGCGCGGCAUCACGUUGGUCAACGCCGCCUACAAGGUGCUCUCCCAGAUUUUGUUGCGUCGUCUAUAGCAUAUAGCUAUAGCAAGAGAAUUCGUAGGGCAAUAUCAGGCGGGCUUUAUGGGGGCCUGUGCUACUACGGAUCAAAUUUUUACUUUGAGAUAAAUCCUCCAGAAAAGUCGAGAGUACAACAUGUUCACGCAUCAUAUUUUCGUGGAUUUCAUGGCAGCAUACGAUACGGUUGAACGAGAACAGCUAUGGCAGGUAAUGCACGAGUACGGGUCAAAGCUACUCGGGAGCGAGUGAUGCGCUACGUGCGCGUUUAGGGGACGCUCUCGCGUUCUUUCGAAUCGCGCGGAGGGUUGUGGCAAGGGGAUGAACAGUCCUGUAUGUUAUUCAAUAUCGCUAAUGAAUGUGUGAUCCGGUGAGCGGGCAUCGAAACGAGAGGAACGAUCUUCAGCAAGAGUAGGAAACUUCGCAGACGACCUCGACAUCAUUACUGGAAACCUUGCGACGGCGGAGGCAAUCUACGUCAGACUAAAAACGGAGGCUAGGAGGAUAGGGUUACAAAUCAAUGCGUCGAAAAUCAAAUAUACGGUAGGAAGAGACUCCAGAGAAAGCAACGUUUGCCUCCCACGGAUUGAUGGUGAUGAACUGGAAGUGGUUGAUGAGUUCGUAUAUUUGGGAUCUAUGGUUACUACCGACAAUAAUACGAGUCCAACCAACGACGCGCGAAAGCGAUCCAACGACGCAUUCAAGUUGGAAAUCGAGCCUCUGUUUUUCACCAGUUAAUAUUUCAUCUGUACUUACAACAAACAGAAAAAUAAAUUCAUAACUUUAUAUAUCAAAUAGUAGUGUGGAGGAGUAGUCAAAAGUUCAGUGCGACAACAGGAACAGUGAGUCAACGGGAAUAGGUACGCCAUAAAAUAUUCAAGAUCCAUAAUCUUUUCAUGGAGAGUGAAGUUUGUGAAUCCCCAUCAAAUAAUGUAGUUUGAGAAAAGUUUGUUGAUUAUUUUCCUCGGCUAAACAUUCCGCAAUUGGAUAACCCGCAAGCUGCCGAGAGCAAUGCCACGAGAGAGAAUUUCACCAAGUAUCGACGAGCGCGGAAUUGGUUCACAACGAACUUAAGGUCGAGAAAGCGCUAGACAGAGGGCAGCAAAGCAAGGUUUUGGGCUUAAACGCCUUUCUUUAUAGACAGACUUCGCAGCCGGCCGUUAGAGUGCAGGACAACUAUAGGGCUAGUACAAUGGUUCUACUGGCUUUAUCAAGCAAACACCAGCUAGCCGAGAUUCGAACGUACGACGAGCCCGAUCUUGAAGGUAUCGGGUAGCUGGAGAUGAAUGGAAUUACCGGAAAGGACAGACUCCCGACAGAAGUCUUCCAGUAUGAUAAAGACACACUUGUAAUGGGACUUCAUUGGGUAAUUUACAGCAUUUGGCAUCAGAAAUUGAGGGACACAACGUACUUGAGUGUUAUACCGCGAAACAGUCUACCGUAUACAAAUAGUGUACUGACUGCGCCAAAUGGUUUUCCGCUCAAUGGGAUUUACCGCUGGACGAUUUUCGCCGAAAUGGCAUACCGCCCACCGUGAUAUGUACUUCUGCGAAAUGUUAUACAAUCGAUUAACGACUGCACGGUCUUAGUGAUUUCAAUAUUGACUAACGUUUUCUUAAUGCAACAGUAUAAAAAACUAACAGAAAUAUUGGAAACCUCGGUAGGUGUAUUCAGGAAAUCGAUUACUAACGGUUGAAAGUUCUCAAACGAAAUGCAAAAUUAGCAUCAACAUUUUGGGAUUUGAAUUAUCUUACAUUUGCUACGAACAUCUUACAAUAAUUACUUCUAAGAACUCGGAUGGCAGUGCCAUGUAUGCAGCAUACCACUAGGUUUAGAGUCACUUAACAGGAGGAACAUGCUAGAAAUCUGAGUGGGAAAAGGAUGUUAACAAUGUUGCUUAGUUUGUGUUAAUCCUUGAUGAUAGUUUAAACUCACACGCCCUGGCUGUGGAAAAUUGUUUUCAUCUUUCCUAGAGGUUGUUUCACUGAUUGAAACCACCCCCAAAGAGGAAGCAAAACCGAUCGAUAAUUAUAAUUGCACUCGCUUAAUAUCAUUCAUAUACGAUGCUAUCUAUUGCAUUUACCUAUGUAUUAUAUUAUAUACUAUAAGAGUAGCGCAAAAACUUAUUGUUGUUUAACGCGAUUAUCGAGAGCGUAUAUCUGGCGUUUGGGCAAAAUCAAAAUGCAUGUGGUAGUUUUAAGAAGUCCGGCGAAAACACGAAAAACUAUGCUUGAAUGUCUCAUAAAUAAAUGUUAU